AUGGAAGUGACAGAAUGCUAUUCUUGCCCGACAAGCUAUGCGCAAACCAUCCGCCUGCCAAGCGUGCCGUGUCUCCAAGGCCCGCCAGAAGGAGGCUACUAUGCCAAACGCCGGGCUAGACUUCAAGAACUGAGUCUGGCGCAUCGCGCUCCCCCAGACCAAGCGGAAGCACUGCCGAAUCAAGGUCAUGGCGAUCUGCCACCGACUGCCUUGAGGCAGGCGCUGGUGGAGCUAUACUUCGACUACAUUCACGACCAGUUUCACUCCAUGUACCACAAGGUUUCGUUCAUGGACGAUGUCGUAAACGACCGAGUACCCUCUAUUGUGCUUUUCGCGAUAUGUGCGCUCGCUGCCAGGUUUUCUACCGACAGUUUCUUCGAAGGAACAGAUCCGAGAGAAAGAGGCGAGGUUUACCGCAAGGCAAGCGAGAGAUUGUUCAACAUGCGCGACCUCACGCCUACCACAAUUCAAGCAUGCGUUUUGCUGGGAGCAUACGCUGCCGCGGGUGGUGAGACUGAUGUCGAAAACAUGUACUACAGCAUGGGUGGACGACUUUGUCUGGCCCUUGAUCUACCAAAUCGACCCGUCGCAAGUCUGGUAGAGCGUGAAGUCAACAUCAGAACUUGGUGGACACUGUGCAUGGUAGACGUUUGGUCAUCUACUGCGGUGAGAUUACCGCGCAUCAUGCCGUUUGACACCGCUGUGCCGCUCCCAAUCGAUGAGAUACCGUUCUCCAUGAUGAACGACGGGGAUAUCAGCGACCAAACGCACGGCAUGACCUCGCCUCUUCUCGCGGAGAUGGUCAAGCUCAAUCGGAUUCUGGCGAGGAUCAUUGACUUCAAUCGGCUCUGCGUGUCAGAGCAUCUCGAAGGCCUUCCGUUAGAGAGAGGGAUACGCGAACUUUCCCGCGAUCUCGACAUCUGGUUAGAGGAAGUCCCGCACCAUAUGCGUGACACGCCAGCAAACCUAACAGCCUUUGCAGCGCGCGGUCUUGGGCGCAUGUUUGUAGCUGUGUAUCUUGGCUACUACCACUACGGGCUGCUUCUGAACUAUCAGUUCUUGUCAUCUUCAAUCGAAGCAUCACCAGACUCCGGAAGAUAUGCUGAUGCUUGUAAGCAACAUGCCGCCCGACUUUGCGCUCUCGUCUACCGCUCACAGUCUACGCCUGGGAGCGAAGUCUUGUAUCCGGCGGUUUCACAUAUUCUCGUCGUUGCUUCUACCGUUCAGAUCCAUACCCUACUCUUUUCUGGUGACGAAAGCCAGAUUCGCAUCUCAAAGUCCAGAUUGGAACGCAAUUUCGAGAUACUCUUACGACUGAAGACCUAUUGGCCGAGUGUCGACGGUGCAAUGAGUCGUCUCCGGGCGUUCCAUCAAACCUGUCUCCGGAGCAAAGAGACCAGCUUCGUGCUUGAUCGGUGGUUGUUGCGCUUCUUGGUUCAAUUUGCGCCUCACAUGGAGCUCGAGCCAAGGGACAACGACCCUGAGUACGAAGCACUGCUGGCAUUAAGCAGGCAGUCCCCAUUGUCGUGCUAUUCGGGCCUGUCCAUGUGA
Messenger RNA from Alternaria rosae, 1551 nucleotides. RefSeq names its product fungal-specific transcription factor domain-containing protein. The record is from RefSeq and is a predicted model, not a curated record. The coding region runs from base 1 to 1551 and encodes 516 amino acids. NCBI's taxonomy places the organism in Eukaryota, Fungi, Ascomycota, Dothideomycetes, Pleosporales, Pleosporaceae. Gene Ontology annotation, molecular function: zinc ion binding; DNA binding. Gene Ontology annotation, cellular component: nucleus. The transcript has 3 exons. Gene Ontology annotation, biological process: DNA-templated transcription.